This is a messenger RNA of Solea senegalensis (Senegalese sole), 2368 nucleotides long. It is a transcript of the gene zc3h14, whose product is annotated as zinc finger CCCH-type containing 14. Gene Ontology annotation, biological process: regulation of mRNA stability. Gene Ontology annotation, molecular function: poly(A) binding; metal ion binding. Lineage: Eukaryota; Metazoa; Chordata; Actinopteri; Pleuronectiformes; Soleidae. The transcript has 17 exons. Gene Ontology annotation, cellular component: nucleus; cytoplasm. The record is from RefSeq and is a predicted model, not a curated record. The coding region runs from base 101 to 2152 and encodes 683 amino acids.
UCAAUCACAGAAUUGACGUCACACAUUUCCCUUGCUAGCAGCGGAGCUGAAAAAAAUAGUCCUAGCUUUAAGCCUUAGUUGCUUGAUUUAAACGACCAACAUGGAAAUUGGGACAGAGAUCAGCAAGAAAAUAAGAGCUGCUAUCAAGGGGAAGCUUCAAGAACUUGGUGCAUAUAUUGAUGAAGAGCUCCCUGACUAUAUUAUGGUGAUGGUGGCGAACAAGAAAACCUCUCAACAGAUGGCCGACGAUCUCUCCCUUUUCCUCGGAAAUAAUACCAUCAAGUUCACAACCUGGCUUCAAGGAGUUCUGGAGAAGUUACGAACUGUUGCAGUAGAGCCCACAUCCCUCAAACAUCAGGUCCAGUCUGACAGCAGUACUGUGGCUAGAAAGAGCCGAUCGUCUGUAAGUGAAGAUGGCAGUACAGAGGAGCUGAAGGUGUUGACAGUGUCUAGCUCUCACUCUGAUAGGACUGAAACACGUGUGUCAAGUUCGGCCCAUGAAAGCAGCAGCAGGAGGGGAAUGUUGGAGAAGAGUUCUUCUCGACUUUCCUCCACGGUUAAACCCCUCAUAGAGCCACUCCCCUCAGAGGCUGUUAUUGACAUCAAACCAGAGAUGGAUGAUGACUUCAUCGCUGAGGACCCUGUAGAAAUCCGCACCAAUCAUGGGCGAACACGUAAUACAGCUAGUAGACCCACAGCUGAGAUCUACAGACCGGGUCAGAGCAAACCUAUGUCCGUGAGCUCUGCAUAUGUGUGUCGGCCCACUGAGGGAUCCUCUCACAGCAGCAGGCAGCAGGACAGCAGAAGCAGCAGUAAGCAGGAGGAGAUGUCACGGAAGCGUAAAGCACCCGCAAGUUCAGUGGUACGAGUGAACAGAGCAGCAGAUGAUGACAGCGAUGAUUUGGAAGAGGAGGAUUUACACAGUGGAGGAAGGGGCUUGUCCAGUAGAGUGUCCCUGCCAUCCAAACCAGAACGCAAACCUACUCUCCCACCAGCCAAGCAAGCCAACAGAAAUCUGAUACUGAAGGCCAUUUCUGAAGCUCAGGACUCGAUCAUUAAAACGACAUCCUACCCCAUAAUACCACAGAAGCAGACUGUUCCUGUGGCGCCUCGCACUCGCGUGACCAGCACUGAGGAGAUGACGGCAGCCAUCCAGCUGGUGCAGGAGCACCUCCACACUCUGGUCCCCAAGGUGCAGGCCUACAACUCUGCAGAGCUACCUCCUUCUAGAACAGAAGGUCCAGUGAGGUCUUUAGCUUCACGCCUCCAGUUGGAUUUAAUCGAGGGCAGAGAUGGAAGAGAGCGACGUGAUUAUGGUGUGGAGGUGGCUGCUGGCAGUGAGGAAAAGGGAUUUGAUACCCGCUCCUUCAUAAUGAGUCGACCACGACUGGAAGAAUCUCAGACCAGAACUCCGCAGCAUCUUCAGGUCAAAGGGGAAGUUUAUUCUGCUGUACCACGCACUGUCCAGGCCAGCAAGGAGACAGGUGACUCUGCCAGCCCAAAGUUUAUAGUGACAUUAGAUGGAGUACCGAGCCCACUGGGGAAUCUUACAGACUGUGACAUGGAGCUGGAUGAUGUGAGGCCUCCCAAAAAGGACUCUGUGACAACCGACCAUGCACACAGAGAGCCCAAAGUCAGCAUCCUUCAGAGGCUACAGGGAGUGGUCAUGCCAUCAGACGAUAAUGUGAUGGAGAUUGAGAUGAUGGAUGAGGACAACGUCCCUUUAAAGAAACAAAAAGUCACAGAGCGUUGCAAGUUCUGGCCGGUCUGUAAAAGUGGAGACGAGUGUUUGUACCAUCAUCCUACAACAAAGUGCAAGACGUUUCCCAACUGCAGAUUUGGGGAUAAAUGUCUUUUCAUCCACCCUAGUUGUAAAUACGAUGCCAGGUGUACAAAACCAGACUGUCCCUUUACUCAUGUCAGCCGCAGAAGCACGGUCGCUCCUCCACCCAAACCAGCGGUGCAGCCAGCUGAAACAGCAAGUGUGUGUCGCUUCUUCCCCGAGUGUAAGAAGAUGGACUGUCCAUUUUAUCAUCCCAAGCCUUGUCGUUUUGCGGCGCUGUGUAAGCGAGUUGGCUGCACCUUCUACCACCCAACCACAUCUGUGCCUCCGAGACACGCCCUGAAGUGGACAAAAACACAGAGCAGCUAAUUAUGCCUGGAGGUCUCGACAGACAUACGAGAUGUCACAGGGAUUUUCUGGAUCUGUGUCAAAUUUUCAUUCUUUAAUUAAUUGUUGUUUUAUUUUAUUUUAUUGUAUUGUAUUGUUUGAACUUGACUGCAAAGAAAGUGUUUUGUAAGAUGAACGGUCAAAUUUUUGCUGAUGAUAAAAAAAAAACAAAAGCCAAACAACAUUAAAAUGAUCCAC